This is a messenger RNA of Schistosoma mattheei, 2047 nucleotides long. The record is from the annotation of a GenBank genome assembly. Lineage: Eukaryota; Metazoa; Platyhelminthes; Trematoda; Strigeidida; Schistosomatidae.
AUGAUAAAAGAUGAAGUGAAUGUAAACAAUGAUGGUGUGGAAUCGGAUCAAAUAAUCUCUGAACAAAAUAAUGAAUUAAGAGAUUUCCUUGCAAAAAUACAGAGUAUCAAUUCUAAUCAAACGGAAUUAUUGUCACAAAUUCUAUUGGAAAUUAUCAUUGCAGAGAGAGAUGUCACGGAAUCAGCUGAAUCAAUCAAACUUAAAAGUCCGAUACUUUCACGAACUAUAGCAUUAAAUACUGGUGUAAUAUGGACAAUACCAAUCAACACUAAUGAACAAUUUUAUAAUGAAUUAAAAUAUUGGCCAAAUUCACCUAUAUUUCAACGUGUAUACGAUUCACGUGAUUUGAUAUUUUGGGUACGGUUAAGAAUGAAUGAAGAUUCUACUAAACCAAGAGGAAAUCCGGUCGUCACAGAAGACAAUAGUAAUUCUUUAUUACAAAGUAACACUAAACAAAUAAUUGACAAUGAAACCAUUAAUAUUACUGCACAAACCAGUGAAAAUCAGUUACAGAUAACACCAACAACAACAAAGUCAACAAUAAAUAAUACCGAGGAAGAGCAAAAUGUGAAUCAAGUUGACGGUAGUAAAAAUAUUCGCAACAGGGAUAAGGUGAUAGAUGAUCAUAAACAUUCACAUAUUGAAAUUGAUGAAUAUUUUGAUGAAUCAUUACCAACAGUUAGUGAAGAUGAAUCUAUUGAAAAUGUGGAAUUAAUAAAUCAAACUGUGAUGAAUAGUCAAGAUAAUACUGCAUUACCAGUGACUAUAUUUACAUCGAUUACAAUUACACAAGGACCAAAUGUCUAUAAAGCUGGAGUUAUGGGUAUAACUCUGGAACCAGAUUAUUUAUCUGAACAGUUAAAUAUGAUUCCAGAAUGUUCAGUUACACAAUCGAACAAAUUAUGUUAUUUAUUAGAAGAUGCAGCUAACAUAAUUGCUGUGAACAACAAAUUAUUAUAUUAUCAGAUAGGUCAAUUCCUUGGACAUAUUGAUCCAGAUCUAAUGAAUUCUUUGGUUCAGAAUCAUGUUUAUGGAGUUCUGAAAGAUUAUGAUUUCGAAGGUACAUGUUAUCCGAGAGAAGACAUGCUUGAGACGACUUCUCCUGGAAUACACCCAAUACCGUCUAUCCUUACGUACACACAAAGUUUGUUCAAUGUGCGUAUUUGGUUGGAUCGAUUAUUGACAAUCGGUUCAGUAAGUGUAUUUAUCACCAGAGCAUUUAUCGUGGGACUAAUUAAAGUAAUAGUUUCAGGUGAUCUAAACGAUGAUGUCGAUCCACAAAAUAAACCAUAUCAGUGCAUUAAAUUAAUGCAUCGUUAUUAUUCAUUAAAUAGUGAGCUAUAUGAUACAAUAAAUCCACCAUUCAAUGCUGGCUUUCACCAUAGAUUUCAAGGACUUAUAUCAUGUUCUCAACAACGCAAUCGUGAUUGGUCAGUACAAUCGAUUAACGGUACAAAUCUGUUGUUACUUAUCACAGAUCCAAUAUUUGCUGAGUGCGAAAAGAUAACACUCAUUAAACGUUUACGCCGUGAUCCUGUAAAAGAUGUCGGUCCAGAUGUUUGUGAAACUUCCCGUGUUCCGCGCUAUCGUAGACAAUCACAAAAGUGGACUUUAGUUCCGAAUGAUGAGGAUAACCCACUUCAUUGUUCCAGUACAGAUAGAUUACAGAUUUCAUUAUACAUGAUCAUGAGUUUGAAUGUUUUUUCUUUCAUUGUAUUAUUAGUUAUUUAGUUUAUUGAUAUCAGAAACAUUUCCUAAAUCGAAUGUACACGAUUACUAGGGUUGAGAUUCUGUAAAACGUUUUGUGCUACUCACUAUUAGUCAAUAGUACAACAAGAGCAAAAAAUAUCGAAUUGAUGGUCAUGGGUUUAAUUGUCUACAUAAUUGUGUGCCCUCAUAUUAUGCAAAACCAAUGUUAUUUAAAACAAUGAUAGCUUAAUUUAUUCUACAUUGUUAUUCCAUUAUAAUCUUGUGUUUUAUCUGUACGUAUCUUGAUCUGAUAGUUCCUCGAUAUACGUUACCAUUUAUUAACCGAGAUACAAGUAAU